Molecule: messenger RNA, 2635 nt
Organism: Oncorhynchus mykiss (rainbow trout)
Lineage: Eukaryota; Metazoa; Chordata; Actinopteri; Salmoniformes; Salmonidae
Source: RefSeq, a predicted model, not a curated record
CUGUACCCCAUUUACAGUUUAUACUUCAAUGUAUCAGGUGGAGUUAUUCACCAGCUAUAGAGUGAGUUGUUGUUUAUGUUUCUAAGACUGCAGGGUGGGAGAUGCAACAAUGGCCUUGAGAACAGCAGGAAGUGUGUUGGUGGUCUUUCUCUGGUCUGUAGCAGUGGUACUGGGUCAAUAUGGCUGGAGUGUUACAUACACCACUCAGAGUAUCUGUACCUUGAAAGGGUCAACAGUGGAGAUGUCCUGCACUUACACAUAUCCCAGUGGUACAGUCACAACAACCUUCUGGUUCCUAAAAAAUAAUGCUGAGGGGAAUCCUGUUAGUCUGAGUGGUGAGCCAGACUACAAAGGUCGUGUGAUGUACCAUAGAGAUAAGAAGAAUGGCCACACCCUGACAAUCACAAACCUGAGAGAGAGUGACUCAGCUACGUACAAGUUCAGAUUUAUAACAGACCAGACCGGAGGGAGAUAUACUGGCAGUCCUGGAGUCACUCUGUCUGUUACAGACCUGCAGGUGAAGGUGACUCCUUAUUCACGGAUGUCAACAUGGAAGAGACUGACCUGUAGCACCACCAGCUGUCCUCUGACUGGUAACCCCACCUACAUCUGGUACAAGAACGGACAGGUUGUAACUGAGAACACUUUACCCUACUCAGUCUACCCUAAUGCUGUAGACAGCUACUUCUGUGCUGUAAAAGACCAUGAGGAUCUUCACUCUCCUGCAGUGUGUGUUCAGGGUCAGAGCUGCUACAGAGUGACUUACACCAAGAGGAGAAUCUGUGCCCUGAAGGGGUCAACUGUGGACAUAUCCUGUACUUAUGUUGGUUUUUAUAACACCACAUCAUCAUUCUGGUUUAGAAGUGAUAAGUCGACCCCUGAAGACCUAACCACAGAACCAGGGUAUGCAGGUCGUGUGGUGUACACUGGAACAUACAGAGGUCCCUUCACCCUGAGAAUCACAGAUCUGAGAGAGGAGGACUCAGCUGAGUAUCGCUUCACUUUUAAAACAUACAACUUUGACUGGGGUCAUAGUUUCCCAGGAACAACUCUGACUGUCACAGACCUGCAGGUGAAUUUGACUCCUGGCACAGUGACAGAAGGAUCAUGGGUUACACUGACAUGUAGCACCACCUGUACUCUAACUGAAAUCCCCAACCCCACCUACAUCUGGUACAUGAACGGAGAAUAUCUAUUUUCUGACUCCUCUUCCCAGUAUCAAUACUCAGUCAGUAGAGGAGGUUCUGACAGCUACUCCUGUGCCUUAAGAGGCCAUGACAAACUCAGCUCUCCUGAAGUCACAGUGGAUACUUCUUCUCUGAGCUGCUUAAGGGUGACCUACACCAGUAGAAGCAUUUGUUCCUUGAUACCAUCCGUGGACCUGCCUUGCACUGCCAUAUAUCCCACAGACCUGCAGGUGAAGGUGACUCCUGACACAAAGGCAUGGAAGAGGACACUGACCUGUAGCACCACCUGUACUCUGACUGACAACCCCACCUACAUCUGGGACAGGAACGGACAGUCUCUUGCUUGGCUCACUUCCCAACAACACUCUGUCUGGAGUUCUGAAACAGAGAGUUACUCCUGUGCUGUUAAAGGCCAUGAGGAUCUCCGCUCUCCUGCAGUGUGUGUUCAGGGUCACAACUGCUGGAGGGUGACUUACACCAAGAGGAGAAUCUGUGUCUUGAAGGGCUCCACAGUGAACAUAUCCUGCUCUUACACUCAUCCCACUAGUUAUAUAGAACAAGGUUCAUUCUGGUUUACACAGAAACACCCUGUAGAUGUCAGGUCAUAUCCAGAGUCUGCAGGUCGUGUGGAGUACAAUAGGAACACAGAGAACCACCACACCAUGACAAUAACACACCUGACAGAGAAGGACUCGGCUGAAUACAAAUUCAGAUUACUAACGACAGAUGAGGGGAGAUUUUCUGGCCUUCCUGGUGUGAUGUUGACUGUCACAGAUAUCCUGUUGGAGAUGGAUCCUACGUCUGUGUCAGAGGGGGAGAGAGUCACACUGAGAUGUAGAACCAAAUGUACAGUCGGUCUCAACCCCACCUACAUCUGGUACAAGAACGGACAAAGUCUGACCAACCCAGUCACCAGUUAUAACAGCCUGAUCCUAGACCCAGUUACCAGUUAUAACAGACUGAUCCUAGACCCAGUCAGCAGUGAGGAUGCAGGGAACUACUCCUGUGCUGUAGAAGGCCUAGAGAGAAUCCUCUCUCCAGAAGAGACUCUCACUGUCAGAUGGAAACAAAUAUCAGUUCUGACUGCAGCUGUAGGAAUCAUUGUUGUUGUUCUGGUUCUCAUCCUCUGUCUCUCUGGACUCAUGUGGUUCAGGAAGAAGAACUCCACAUCCACCUCCAACACAAGAGACACAGCAGAUGAUGGACAGGGAGACACUAGUCCAGUGAAUGACAAUGUCUCAAACAUGGCCAUGACCCCUACUGCAGCACAGACAGAGUACACAUACGACCAGGAUGAUGUUCACUACGCCAGCGUCCACUUCUCUCACUCCAAAAACCAGGAAGUGCCUCUGUACUCCACCGUCCAGCUGCAUCAACCACAGAAACAGGACCAAGAUGACCAAUACGCUGCUGUGAAAUUCAAACUCCCCAGUUCUGCCACCCAGUGA